AUGUCGAGCAAAAUUUUAGCAUGUGAUUUUGAAGUUUUCGGUGUUGUUCAAGGGGUAUUUUUUCGCAAGUACACUCAAAAGCAGGCAAAUAGCCUAGGAAUACGCGGAUGGUGCAUGAACACUCAUGGUGGCACAGUAAAAGGACAGCUCGAGGGCGAAGAAAAGCCGUUCAAUGAAAUGAAACAUUGGCUUCAAACGAAGGGAAGUCCUUCAAGCCGUAUUGAAAAAGCGGUGUUUAAUGUACCAAAGGAACUUUCAAGCUACUCAUUUAAAGAUUUUUCAAUCCGUCGCUAAUCAUUCAAUAUAAUUAAUUAAUUCAAUCAAAAGUAUAAUGACUUAUAUGAGUAUAUAUUUGCUGAAAGCAAAUAGUAAGACACAAAGCACAAAAUAUGG
Messenger RNA from Anopheles nili, 393 nucleotides. Its product is annotated as acylphosphatase-2-like. The record is from RefSeq and is a predicted model, not a curated record. The transcript has 4 exons. Bases 1 to 294 code for a protein of 97 amino acids. NCBI's taxonomy places the organism in Eukaryota, Metazoa, Arthropoda, Insecta, Diptera, Culicidae. Gene Ontology annotation, molecular function: acylphosphatase activity.